AUGGCCGCCAUGGUCCGGAAGCAGCCGCGCAAGGUUUCGCGGAGCGACGCGCACGGGUCCGGGCUGCGCGAGUGCUUCCUGACGCCCUACGGCUGCCCGAAAGGCGCCAAGAAGCUCCCGGCGUCGGACCUCAAGCAGCGCCGCGCCGAGCGCCGCGCGCGCGCCGAGCGCAUCGCCGCGGCGAGCGCCAGCGCGGCGGCCAAGCAGCGCAAGGCGUCGACGCCGGAGAAGCCCAAGCCGCGGCCGCACCGGCUGCCCCCGGCGUUCGCGCGCCUCAGCGACUCGGCGACGAAACGGCGCGCGGCCGCGGCGCCGAAGAACGGCGCGGCGAAGCGGCCGCCGAGCGCCAAGGGCCCGAAGCCGUCGCCGCGCGAGGCGCCGAAGAACGGCGCGGUGAAGCGGGCUUCCGGGAAGACGACGAACGGCAAGGCGCCGCCGGCGUCGACCGAGGGCCGGCGCCGCGCGGCCGCGAAGCCCCGGCGCGCCGAGGCGCCGGCCCUCGAGUUCGGCGAGUUCGCGUCGGCCCUGCGGUGGAUCGCCACGGCGAGCGAGCUCGAGCUCCGCGACCUCUUCGACCACAAGCCGGAGCUCCGGCGAUCCGUCGACGUGCUCUGGCGCGAAUGCAAGGCGUCGACGCGCGAGGGGCCCGGCUUCGACGCCUCGGCGCUCGAGAUGGCCGACGACCUCCUGGGCGGCGGCUUCCACGGCGACGAGGCCGGCGACGCCGCCGUCUACCUCGGCGGCGCGGGCCGCGACGACGCGACGCAGGACACGCAGCAGAGCUUCGGCGACGAGGCCGGGCUCGACGACAGCGGCGGCGAGCUCUUCGAGCCGCGCGACGACGAUCCGCGGGACGCCGCCGCCCGCGACGACGACGACGACGACUUCCGCGCGUCCGCGGCGGCGGACGCGCUGCUCGACGACGACGGCCUCGAGGACGCGACGCGCGACCUCAUCGCGCAGGGCACGGAGCUCCUGGACUCGACGCGCGACCUCCUCGAGGAGCCCGCGCGGGACGGCGGCUUCGACGACACCUUCGGCGGCGGCGGCGCCUUCGACGACGGCGUCCUCGACGGCCGCGGCGCGCUCGACGACCUCGGCGACCUCGGCGGCUCGGCCGGCGGCGCCGACGACGACCUCGACGACCCCUUCCUGUCGCCCGAGGCCGACGAGGAGGAGGACGACCUCGACGACCUCCUCCGCAAGGUCAACGCCUGA
Messenger RNA from Aureococcus anophagefferens, 1218 nucleotides. RefSeq lists its product as hypothetical. Lineage: Eukaryota; Pelagophyceae; Pelagomonadales; Pelagomonadaceae. The record is from RefSeq and is a predicted model, not a curated record. The transcript has a single exon. The coding region runs from base 1 to 1218 and encodes 405 amino acids.